Striga hermonthica is the source of this 543-nucleotide messenger RNA. The record is from the annotation of a GenBank genome assembly. Lineage: Eukaryota; Viridiplantae; Streptophyta; Magnoliopsida; Lamiales; Orobanchaceae.
AUGGAGAAAGUUUCCUAUUCCGACCUUACCCUCCGCCCAUUCCACAUUUCCGACGCCGACGACCUCAUGCAGUGGUACUCGGACGAUAGAGUAAGCAGAUUCUGCUCGUUAAGCCCCUUCGCCUCCAGGGAGGCCGCUGCCGAUCACGUCGCGACCACGGUUAUCCCGCACCCAUGGCACAGGGCCAUAUGCGUGUCGGGUCGGGCCGUGGGUUCCUUGUCGGUUACCCCGUUCGGCGGGAACAACCGGUGCCGGGCCGAAAUCGGAUACGUGGUCGGGUCGGAGCACUGGGGAAGGGGGAUCGCAACGGCGGCGGUGAGGAUGGCGGCCGGCGCCGUGUUCGCGGAGUGGGGCCACCUGGAGCGGGUGGAGGCCGUGGUGGAUCUGGACAAUACGGCGUCGCAGAGGGUGAUGGAGAAGGCGGGGUUUGUGAGGGAAGGUGUGCUCAGGAAGUAUUAUCUUCUCAAGGGUCAGCCCAAGGACGCCAUUAUGUUUAGCCUCUUGUCUUCGGAUUAUGUUUAUGAGAUGGAGAUGAGAUUAUAG